This is a messenger RNA of Pogona vitticeps (central bearded dragon), 2280 nucleotides long. The record is from RefSeq and is a predicted model, not a curated record. Lineage: Eukaryota; Metazoa; Chordata; Lepidosauria; Squamata; Agamidae.
CUGAGCCCAGGAUUGAAUUUAGGUCUCGAGCAGUCUUGUCUGCAGUACAGCAGUUUAAUCACUGGGUCAGGGAGUUCUUAAAGCCAAAGGUUGCACUUAAGUGGACAGAAGAUCUUGUAUGAAACCCAAAGGCGCUUUACCAGAUGCAGCUAUGCAGUCAGAAGUAUGUACCUGUCCACCCCACUCUGGAUUUAAUAGCGCUUACUCCCGGGUGAUUGUAUUUAGCACUGCAGUCAUGCCUGAUAAAAGUGAUCGUGAUAUUUCCAUUAGUGGCUCGCUGAUGCGUUUGGGAUGCCUGCGCCUCCGAAGACGUGAGGAAACAGAAUGGUAAUUAUCAUCGCCCAUCCCUGGGCCUCAAUCACGGGGACAUGAGGGAGAGGGUGCUUUCCAGCCGAACUAAAGAGGAGCCCCUGGCUGGAGCUCAGCAUGGCGCCCAGGAGGAGCCCCUGCGUGGAUACCUGUCUCUUAGCUGCCUGCCUCUGCCUCUGGAGAGGGACUCUGGGCCACGACUUCCUAGGGCCAAAGGCACCUGCCGACCCUGGGCUUGCACCCAAUACCGUGUGCCUGACCCUCCCUUGGCUGAGCCGGCGCCAGCUUGGACUCUGCAAGCGCAGCCCAGAGGCCAUGGCUUCGGCUCUGCAGGGCAUCCACCUGGCCCUCCAGGAAUGCCAGCAUCAGCUGCAAGAGCGGCGUUGGGACUGCUCCGACUUGGGUGGGGGCGGCAGCUCCACACUGCUCAACAGCCCCAUCCUGAAGAGAGGCUUCCGGGAAAGUGCUUUCACACUCUCGUUGCUGGCAGCUGGUGUGACUCACGCUGUGGCCACCGCUUGUAGCCUUGGGGAGCUGCAGAGCUGCGGCUGUGCCAGGCAGGGCUCCAAGAAUCAAAGGAUGAAGCUCAGCCAGCUACAGAAUCUAAGCCGGGGCAAGGGCCUGCCUCCUGUGCCAUCAUCACUAUGGGGGGAACCUGGCCCCCAGGACACCUGGGAGUGGGGAGGCUGCAGCGCAGACUUUGACUAUGCCCAGAGAUUUGCUCGCCAUUUCUUAGACCCUCGAGGAAAACCACGCGAUGCUCAUGCACGGAUGCAACUGCACAGCCACCGUAUAGGGAGGAAGGUUGUGUCAGAACUGAGUCAGCGAAGGUGUAAAUGCCACGGCCCCUCCGGGAGCUGCCAGUUUCGGACAUGUUGGUUGGCACCACCUGACUUCCGUCACAUGGGCUCUGACUUGAAGGAGCGCAUGGACCACGCCAUACUCCUGCGGCCGCACAACAGCAACUCCGGAGCCUUCCGGCCACGACUCCACAGAAACCGUCUGGCCAAACACCUUAUCUUCUACGAACCCUCGCCGGAUUUUUGCGAGCCUGACCUGAGCCUGGGUUCAUCGGGCACCCGCGGGCGCACUUGUGCCAAAGGCAGCACAGGGCCAGAUGGCUGUGGCAGCCUUUGUUGUGGGCGUGGCCACAACAUGCUGCAGGAGAGGCGUGCCCAGCGGUGCCAUUGCCGUUUCCACUGGUGCUGCCACGUGCAGUGUGAGGAGUGCCCUGCCACAGAGUGGAUUAGCGUCUGCAAGUGAAGAGGGGCCAGCCAUGGCUCCCCACAAACUGUGCUGCAAUGGGUUGAGUCUUGUAAGGGCUCCUACCUGUGGCUCUGUGGAGCGGGGCAGCUGCUACAUCGGUCAGCAUGUGCUGGGUGAAGCCAUAUCUCAGAGGGCACCUUGCCUGGACACUGCUCUCCGCCUGUGAACCACACUUCCUGGUUGUGCCACGGGUACGCCUGGCAACUCGGCCUCUCUCUGUGUCUGGUGCUCAGACUGGCUGGCUGUCAUGUUUUAGGUGUCUGGUGCUACAAAUGAGCAGCCACUGAAUGAAUGGGUAUCCACGGAACGUCUUUUCCAUGGUGGAAUUGCCCUGCACAGGCAGUCACUUCUUGCUGUUGUUCUGUUUUCCAACAGGAACACACCUUGUCAUAGACAGAGUAAAGGCUGGCGAGACGACAGUGGCCCUCUAUAUGUUUUUGACCUCCAGCACCCAUCAGUCUUAGAUGUCACAGAAAAAUAGGUACUGCAAGAUUAUAGGAGAUGUAGUUUUUCAAAGUCCUCGAUGUUCUGUCUGGUUUUACAGCGCCCAACAAUCUGAGGACUGGGGUGGGAAGGCAUUAAACUGGGGGUGGAAAACAUACUGCCUGCAGGCUCUGUUGUGCAUCCUACGUUUGAGUGGUGGUGGCUGUCCAAGAUCUAGGGAUUUCGCUCCAGAUUUUGCUCACCCCUGCAUUCAACAUUAGA